CAAGCAAACAUGCCUCCAAAGAACAAAACUAAAAAGACCACAAUGAAAAACCCAGAAAAAAGUGAAAAUGACUUUGAAGCAAAGUAUAGGCGCAGUGUUGUGGACGUAGCCGUCCUACAAGAUCACAUUGCCUUACAGUGUGAGUCUGUAAAAAAGGUCCAGUCUGAUAGAAUUGACCUGAGGAGACACAUGAGACACACGGAGCAGAAGCUCUGGUAAGCGAAGUCUGACAUCUUUGACGCAACUAUCGUUCUAGACCUCAGUCGCCAGUACAAUACCAUGCAGACAGAGCUGACCAACAAGGUAAAGAAUGAGAAAGAGGUCAGCCACCUGACAGAAGAACCUGUGCUGUGUCAGGAGGAACUGAGUAAAGAGAAAAGAGAGCGUGAGCAGGUGGAACGGGAGAAGGACGCCACCAUAGCUAAGCUCCAACACAAGCUGGGCAACAUGGAAACAGACUAUGAGAAGAUCCUGCAUGAGAAUCUAGACGGUCUGACUUCCCAGCUGUCUGUGGCUCGACGGGGAUGGGAGGACAAGAGCACAACCCUUCAUCAAAAUUACAAGGAACUGCUCUCUGAAUUUGGCCUGAAUGUACGGCACAUCUAA
Molecule: messenger RNA, 606 nt
Organism: Anarrhichthys ocellatus (wolf-eel)
Lineage: Eukaryota; Metazoa; Chordata; Actinopteri; Perciformes; Anarhichadidae
Gene: drc12
Product: dynein regulatory complex subunit 12 homolog
Source: RefSeq, a predicted model, not a curated record